Molecule: messenger RNA, 889 nt
Organism: Nerophis ophidion (straightnose pipefish)
Lineage: Eukaryota; Metazoa; Chordata; Actinopteri; Syngnathiformes; Syngnathidae
Gene: trarg1a
Product: trafficking regulator of GLUT4 (SLC2A4) 1a
Cellular component (GO): membrane
Source: RefSeq, a predicted model, not a curated record
CAUGCAGCACCAGAACCUGAAGAUGACUUGAAUGGAUGUGAUUUUUCAGGUGAAGGAAUUCUUCUCUUUUCUUCUUUCGCUCCCGAACAAAUCUGCGAUAAAAACCUGUUUUUUUUUGUCUGAAAACGGCAUGUGAGCAAGAUUAAACUGGCUACUACAGAUUUUUUGAGUUGUGCCGAGACAAAGGAGAGCAUGGCCGUCAAUACGGACGUCGACUUCCUCAAGUCCAACCUGGGAGAAGGUGGAGGUGGAGGUGGAGGUGGAGGCGCCCGGCUGGCAGACUUCCAGGAGACGGAGAAGCUCCUGGCAGUCACCACGGAGCCGGCAGGACACGGACUGAAGAUGUCCUCCUCCUUCUCCGUCAACAUGGACCACCAGGACAAGGGUCCCGAGGCCGACCACAACGGCCACAGCGUGAACUUGAGGUCGGGCUCGGCGGGGCAGCUGGCGGCCGCCGCGCCCCUUUCGCCCUCCAAAGUCUCCCUCAGCCGCUCCUCCACCGGGAACGCCGCCGUGCAGGAGAGACCCAUACCUCGGGACUACUUGAUCCUGGUCAUCAUCUCCUGCUUCUUCCUGGUGUGGCCCGUCAGCAUCGUGGCCCUCGUCUACUCCAUCAUGUCCAGGAACAGUCUGCAGGCGGGCGACAUGGACGGGGCCAGAAGACUCGGAAGACUGGCUCGUCUGCUCAGUAUCGUUUCCAUCGUGCUGGGAGUAGUGGCCAUCAUCGUCUACAUCUCACUUUCAGUUUUGUAGACCGGAGGGACACAAACAGCCCCAUGAAGUCCAAACACGGAUGCAACGAGAGGAAAAGAAAAGAAUGCAUACAUUCAAAUCUGAUCUGGUUUUAUUUCCUCCAUACUGUAACUAUGACAUCAUGACGUUCCGGAAG